Molecule: messenger RNA, 1233 nt
Organism: Notothenia coriiceps (black rockcod)
Lineage: Eukaryota; Metazoa; Chordata; Actinopteri; Perciformes; Nototheniidae
Product: serine protease HTRA3-like
Exons: 8
Coding region: 1-1188 (395 amino acids)
Biological process (GO): proteolysis
Cellular component (GO): extracellular region
Molecular function (GO): protein binding; serine-type endopeptidase activity
Source: RefSeq, a predicted model, not a curated record
AUGCAAUUACUUUUACUCGCAGCUGCAUUUCUCUUUACGCACGACUUCACCGGAGCUGUGCGUCCAGAAAGGUGCGCGUCCCGUUGCGAGGUGAGCUCAUGUCCAAGCCCCAGCUGUCCGGCCGGCGCUUAUGUCCCGGACAGAUGUAACUGUUGCAUGGUGUGCUCCCCCCGCGAAGGAGACCCCUGUGGCCGAAAGAGCGACCUGCCCUGCGGGGAUGGCCUGGAGUGCAAGCUGCUCGCUGCGGGGAAGCGGCGAGGCUCCAAGGGGGUCUGCCGGUGUAAGAUGGAGCAUGAAGUGUGCGGGAGCGACGGGAAAACGUACGGGAAUGUGUGUAAGACGAGAGUGGCCAGCCGCAAAGCUGAGCAGAAGGGGAGACCUGCAGUCAGCCAGGCACAUAAAGGACCCUGCGCAUCCACAGGUCGCUUCUCAAUCCAUCCCAGCAGCCCUCGCUAUAAGUUCAACUUCAUCGCUGACGUGGUGGAGAAAAUAGCACCAGCUGUUGUCCACAUUGAAAUGUUCAUAAGACACCCCCUGUUUAGUCACCACGUGCGUCUCUCCAGCGGCUCUGGUUUCAUCAUGACCCCCUCAGGUGUGAUUGUGACCAACGCUCAUGUGGUGACCACGGAUGCCAUUGCCACGGUAACAGGGCGGCCCCAGCUGCGCGUGCAGCUCCACGACGGUGACGCAUAUGAGGCUGUGGUCAGACAUGUAGACAGGAAGGCAGACAUCGCCACCAUCAAGGUCAAUCCCCAGAAGAAGCUCCCUGUGCUGUCUCUGGGCCGUUCAGCUGGUCUGAGGCCAGGGGAGUUUGUGGUUGCUAUUGGCAGCCCCUUCGCCCUGCAGAACACCGUCACCACCGGCAUCGUCAGCACCGCCCAGAGAGACGGAAAGGAGCUGGGCAUCAAGGACUCAGACAUGGACUACAUUCAGACCGACGCCAUUAUUAAUUAUGGAAAUUCUGGAGGACCUCUUGUUAACUUGGACGGUGAGGUGAUAGGCAUCAACACUCUGAAAGUGGCAGCAGGGAUCUCCUUUGCCAUACCCUCAGACAGAAUCAGUCGCUUCCUCAGAGAGUCACAGCCCAAACACAGCAAAAGUCAGAGGUCAAAGGCUGAGCAGCACAGAGAAAAGACAAAACUCCAAAGAAGACUUCCAGAGGAACCACAGGGUGAUGCAGUCUGGUAGCAGAGUUGAAACGUCAGAAUCCAGACUUUCUGAGGGCUGCAGGGA